UUUGCCCCUCGGAGCGUUUUCGUGCAGACGGAAGGUGAGGAUGCAGAUGAAAGCGCGCUUAGUCGCAUCGUACAUUCACGAACGCGCCGGAAGAUGUACAUGGCCAAGUCUAUCAUAACUACGACGACCACUCGCCCGCUCCGCUGUCCAUGCUCUUCCGCUUCCGCCCACCAUUUGUAGGGCCGUCUCACCGGCCUAUACACCAUGUCUGGAGCCGCACCUGAGGUCGCGACGUUCGCUGCCGGUUGCUUGUGGGGCGUCGAGCACAUCUUCCUCAAGUGCUGCCCCAUUAGCCAAAAUAAGGGCGUCCUCGAGACCGCUGUUGGCUAUACAGGCGGAAGGGACGAUGCCAAGAACCCGACCUACCGCCAGGUAUGCUCCGGCACAACUGACCACGCUGAGGCUCUCUGCAUCGAGCAUCAUCAAGUACGACGAGCUCCAGAGUUCUUCUGCUGUACACACGACACCACGACGGAGAACUCGCAGGGCGCAGACGUCGGCACACAGUACCGCUCGGCCAUCUUCUACCACACGCCCGAGCAGAAGGAGAUCGCCGAGCGCGUCACGGCCGAGUUCCAGAAGAAGCACUUUGACCGCAAGGGCGAGAAGAUCGUGACUGACAUCGUAGCCGCGGGCACGUGGUAUGACGAUGAGGAGUACCACCAAGAGUAUCUGCACAAGAACCCGACGGGCUACCAGUGUCCGACACACCGCCUGCACCGGUAG
Phanerochaete carnosa HHB-10118-sp is the source of this 726-nucleotide messenger RNA. RefSeq lists its product as uncharacterized. The record is from RefSeq and is a predicted model, not a curated record. The transcript is spliced from 4 exons. The coding region runs from base 205 to 726 and encodes 173 amino acids. Gene Ontology annotation, molecular function: peptide-methionine (S)-S-oxide reductase activity. NCBI's taxonomy places the organism in Eukaryota, Fungi, Basidiomycota, Agaricomycetes, Polyporales, Phanerochaetaceae.